AGCCCACUUUGUAAAUUCGAUUACUAUAUUCACUUACCAUAUUGUUACCUAUUGUCCCAUAGGACAACCGCCCUGUCAGUGUUGUGGAAACUAGUGUCCAUCAUGAAUUAGGAUAUUGUUUAGAACAAAAUGAAUCGUGGCUCGAAGGAAGAGCUUCUUGGCAGCUCUCAGGAGGCUCUGCUGAACAGCCAAAACGACCUUCGGAACGUAUACGAGCGCCCGCUCACCAGGGAAGAAAAGACAUUCCUUCUGAACGCCGACAGAGGUGACUACGCGACUGUUAAACGAUUAAUAGACCAAUAUGCAUCGAAGCCAGACGUGUUGGACAUCAACUGUGUGGACCCUCUCAACCGGUCAGCUCUAAUCGCCGCUAUUGAAAACGAAAACAUUGAACUUAUACGACUGUUUCUCGAAGCUGGCAUCAAAGUUAAGGAUGCACUACUUCAUGCCAUCAAAGAAGAGUACGUGGAGGCUGUUGAGAUGCUGCUGCAGUGGGAGGAAGAGCAUCACGUGGCCGGAGAACCUUAUAGUUGGGAAUCAGUCGAUCCAUCAUCAGCGACCUUCACAUCAGACAUCACGCCGCUCAUCCUGGCUGCUCACCGGAACCACUAUGAGAUCCUGAAGCUACUACUGGACAGGGGCGCCACUCUCCCAGUGCCUCACGACGUCAAAUGCGGCUGCGACGAGUGUGUGAAAUCAUCUCAAGAGGACUCCUUGCGGCACUCGCAGGCCCGCAUCAACUCAUACAGGGCCCUCAGCUCGCCCUCCCUGAUCGCUCUCUCAUCUGCCGACCCCGUACUCACUGCCUUCCAGUUGUCAUGGGAACUAAACAGCUUAAGCCGAAUGGAAACUGAAUUUCGCGUGGAAUACAAGGCUCUGAGACAACAAGUGCAAGAAUUCGCAACAUCGCUACUGGACCACACGAGAACAUCUCACGAAUUGGAGAUCAUGCUGAACUACAACCCGUGGGAGGUGGACUGCUGGGAGCCGGGCGAGCGACAGACCCUGGGCAGGCUGAAACUGGCGAUUAAGUAUAAGCAGAAAAUGUUUGUGGCACAUCCUAACGUACAACAGCUACUCGGUGCUAUUUGGUAUGAAGGUCUCCCUGGUUUCAAGCGGAAAAACAUCGUUGGUCAAUGUGUUCAGGUGGCAAAACUCGGUGCUAUGUUCCCCAUAUACUGUUCGAUAUACAUGAUGGCCCCCGAUUCUGAAUAUGGUAGAUUUAUGAAAAAACCAUUCGUCAAAUUCAUCUGUCACAGCUCCUCAUAUAUGUUAUUCUUAUCGUUACUAUCACUGGCGUCUCAAAGAGCGGAAUUCGUCGUAUUGGAAUAUUCUGGAAUAUCCUGGUUGCAAGAGUUAGUGGAAUACUGGAAAGCGCACGAGCGGGGAUCGCUGCCUGGACUAAUAGAAUUUUGCGUCAUAGUCUACAUAGCAAGUUUAAUAUGGGGUGAGAUCCGAUCACUAUGGUCUGGAGGUCUUAUGGAAUACAUCAGUGACCUCUGGAACAUGGUGGAUUUCAUCACCAACGUGUUUUACAUAGCUUGGAUCUGCCUGCGGUUUUCUUCAUGGUACAUUGUACAGCGUGACUACAAAAGCGGCAAGGACCCGUGGUACCCUCGCGAGCGCUGGGACUCCUUCGACCCGAUGCUGCUGUCAGAAGGCGCGUUCGCCGCGGGCAUGAUCUUCUCGUUCCUCAAGCUGGUCCACAUAUUCUCCAUCAACCCACAUUUGGGGCCGCUGCAAGUGUCCCUCGGCAGGAUGAUACUGGACAUCAUGAAAUUCUUCUUCGUCUACAUGUUGGUGCUGUUCGCGUUUGGAUGUGGUCUGAAUCAACUAAUGUGGUACUAUGCGGAAUUGGAAAAGAAUAAAUGUUACCAUCUGCCGAACGGGGAUUUACCGGAUUUCGACAACCAAGAGCGCGCUUGUACGAUAUGGAGACGUUAUGCCAACUUAUUCGAAACAUCCCAAUCUCUGUUCUGGGCGUCCUUCGGCCUCGUGGACCUGACCUGCUUCGAGCUGACCGGCAUCAAGAGCUUCACUCGUUUCUGGGCCCUCCUCACCUUUGGUUCUUACUCCGUUAUUAACAUCAUCGUCCUGCUUAAUAUGCUUAUCGCUAUGAUGUCCAAUUCUUAUCAGAUCAUAUCGGAAAGAUCAGACAUUGAGUGGAAGUUCGCUCGCAGCAACCUGUGGAUGUCAUACUUCGAGGAUGGUGACACUGUACCACCACCAUUUAACAUCAUCCCCACUCCCAAACACGUGUCUGGGUGGAUCAACCGCAUUUGCAGUGAUAGGGACCGGGGUUCGAUUAUUAACAAAUCACGCGAAAAAGCCCGUCUUCAGCACGAGGCAGUAAUGCGAGUGUUAGUCCGUCGAUACGUAACCGCGGAACAGAGAGCCCGAGAUGAAGUCGGUGUUACAGAAGAUGACGUCAUGGAAAUAAGGCAGGAUAUAUCCACGUUGCGGUUCGAACUGAUCGACAUACUGGCUAAUAAUGGCAUGAAAACACCGAGAAUUAAUAUGAACGAGACAACUAUAUCUGGAAAGAAAGGUAAAGUUAUGGAGAGAAGGAUUCUAAAAGACUUCCAGAUCGGUAUCGUUGAAGGUAUAAUAAAAGACGUUAUUUCGAGAGAGGCCAAGCCAAAGGACGUAUUCAGUCAAAUUGCUAAAGCUAUUGUAAGAAAAGGAAGCCCUGAAAACAAAAAACGUGAUUGGAACGCCGUGGUUCGAACCAACACCCUCCGGCGCGAUCCCAUCGGCAGCACCAACGAGGCUGAGACGAAACGCAGUAGACAAUCGCUUAGAGCGCAUAUACUUGAUAACGUUAAGGAGAGGACUAUAGAUCCACAGAAAUUACUGGAAUUCAAUCCGAAACUAUCAGAAGUAACUCCAACAACCAGAGUUGCAUAUGCCAAAUUUAUGAGAAGCAAGAUAAAGUCCGAUUUUAGUGAAAGGGAGAAAUCGGGUACUUCGGAGAAAGAUUUUACUAUUGAAGAUGAAACGACCUCUGGUAAAGUUAAGCCCAAAACCCCGCCAGUUAAACCUAAAUCACCAAUUCCAGAAGGAUCAGAUGAACCAAGUUUGAAACAAAAUGAAAUCAAAGUUCAAGCUCACAUUGAAGACAAAGGCAGUGGUUCAGGAUCAGGACCUUCUCAACCGAAACCACCACAACCACCGCCAGAAGAACCCAAACCCGCACCACCUGCAGAAACAAAACCCGAGCAAAAAGAGCACAUCAUCCAGAUAGAGGAACCAGAAUCGCCAACGAAAAACCUUUACAUAACUAAAGAAGAGGACUCAAACCUACAAAAACCAAUUACUCCAACACCCAGUAUACAUUCAAAAUCAGAAAAACCUGAACAAAUACUCUCGGCCGCCACAUUAGAAGCCGACCAUAGUGCAUCAAAAUCUGAUAGUACGCCUACAAAGGAUCCAAAGGAACCUGAUUCGAAACCUAAAGAACCUAAACAACCUAAACCCCCUAAACCUAAACCUAGCCCUAGUCCUUCUUCCUCCCUGGCCCCCCCUCCAGGACCCCAAAUGGUUACAGACAAAGGAAAAUCUAAAGUUACGGGGAAAAUUGUUUCCGGUUGGCUAUAAGUGAAGUGACUGUUGUUUUUUUAUUAGAAAUAGUUGACGUAUUAGUGAGAUGAUAAAUGUUAUAGCAAUAAUUAAACUAAGCCGUUUUUCAAUUCAGUAUAUUUGCUUUAGUCAAUAUGAAUCUGAUAUACAUAGUUUGUUUGUAGUUUGGUUGGUAUUCUGUCUAGUGACUGGUUUUAUUUAUUAAACGUUGUAUGUACUAAAUCGAUAAUUUUAUUAUGAAAUAAUUUCAUUAGUCACAUUUAUGUUCACGGGAGGCCUGCUAUUUACACUAUGCAUUUAAUCCAAUUACUUUAAUUAUACUCAAGAAUUGUAAUAACAAUAGUUUAGCUAGCACCUAGCAACAGUCAAAAUAGUAAAAAAAUAUAUAUACAAUUUAAGGUUGCACGAAGCUAAUUGUAACUUCACCAAACAUUAUUGAAUGCAUUUGUCCUAGUAAUAAAAAGAAUAGAUCUAGCUUAAUUUCGUAUAAAUAAAGUAAUUGUCAUAUUUUCAGUGAUUAU
Zerene cesonia (dogface butterfly) is the source of this 4100-nucleotide messenger RNA. RefSeq names its product transient receptor potential protein (gene trp). Gene Ontology annotation, biological process: calcium ion transmembrane transport; regulation of cytosolic calcium ion concentration; manganese ion transport. Lineage: Eukaryota; Metazoa; Arthropoda; Insecta; Lepidoptera; Pieridae. The coding region runs from base 130 to 3597 and encodes 1155 amino acids. Gene Ontology annotation, molecular function: protein binding; store-operated calcium channel activity; inositol 1,4,5 trisphosphate binding. The transcript is spliced from 21 exons. Gene Ontology annotation, cellular component: membrane; cation channel complex. The record is from RefSeq and is a predicted model, not a curated record.